Molecule: messenger RNA, 999 nt
Organism: Daldinia caldariorum
Lineage: Eukaryota; Fungi; Ascomycota; Sordariomycetes; Xylariales; Hypoxylaceae
Product: uridylate kinase
Exons: 1
Coding region: 285-974 (229 amino acids)
Biological process (GO): CDP biosynthetic process; UDP biosynthetic process; 'de novo' pyrimidine nucleobase biosynthetic process
Cellular component (GO): nucleus; cytoplasm
Molecular function (GO): UMP kinase activity; ATP binding
Source: RefSeq, a predicted model, not a curated record
AACAUAUCCAACCAAGAGAUUCCGAUUCCCACUAUCAAUACCGACAAUUAUCUUCUUCACCAAUAAACAAACCUCCACCUUACCUUUUUCCUUCUCCUUCCCCCUCGCCCCGAAUAAUCUUCAUUCGUUCAGACCUAAAACAAAAUUAUACCUAGUACCUAAUCUACCUUACCUAGGAUACCUUAGCUAAUCUACCUACGUUCGUUCCAUCGAACCCCUAUCUUAUGUAAGGUAGAAAACAAGAACAAGAAGAACAUAUCAUCACCACCAUCAUCAUCCACAAGAUGUCCACCAUCGACAACCUCAAAGACCGCACGACCCCGGUGUUCUCCCCGGACGACGUCACCGUCAUAUUCGUCCUCGGCGGGCCCGGCGCCGGUAAGGGAACCCAGUGCGAGCGCCUGGUGGCGCGGUACGGCUUCGCCCACCUCUCGGCCGGCGACCUGCUGCGCGCCGAGCAGAACCGGCCCGACAGCGAGUUCGGCGAGCUCAUCCGCCACCACAUCCGCAACGGGCUCAUCGUGCCCAUGGAGGUCACCAUCGCCCUGCUCGAGGCCGCCAUGCGCCAGGUCCUCGACGAGCCCACUUCCACUUCGACCUCGACCGACGAGGAGAAGAAGACAGAGAACAAGAAGAGGAAGGGCAAGUUCCUGAUCGACGGCUUCCCCCGCAAGCUCGACCAGGCGAUCAAGUUCGAGGAGGCCGUGGUCCCCGCGCGCCUGGUGCUCUUCUACGACUGCCCCGAGGACGAGAUGGAGCGCCGCCUGCUGGAGCGCGGCAAGACCUCGGGCCGCGAGGACGACAACGCCGAGUCCAUCCGCAAGCGCUUCCGCACCUUCGUCGAGACCAGCAUGCCCGUCGUCGACUACUUCGAGAAGCAGGACCGCGUCGUCCGCGUCGACGCCCGCCUCGGCCCCGACCAGGUCUUCGACGUCACCAGGAGGGAGAUCGAGAAGCGCCUCCACUUGUCUUAGACUUUUUUAGAUUUACUUUUUUUUC